Mycena indigotica is the source of this 942-nucleotide messenger RNA. RefSeq lists its product as uncharacterized. The record is from RefSeq and is a predicted model, not a curated record. Bases 1 to 942 code for a protein of 313 amino acids. The transcript is spliced from 3 exons. NCBI's taxonomy places the organism in Eukaryota, Fungi, Basidiomycota, Agaricomycetes, Agaricales, Mycenaceae.
AUGUUAUGGAGCAGUAUAAAAUCUCGAGACGCACCGUUAUUCCCGGGGCUUCCUUUUCUGAAAAUGCUUUGGCAAACGCUCUUUUUAUCGCUGGCUGUUGCCGUCUCUGCGAAGCACAUCUACAACGCGCAUCCUGCCUUCGUGAACACGGAGCGCAUCCAACCUUGUAUUUCAGUCAAGGAAAAUGUGGAUGGUGCACUUGCGACUAUCACAGAUUGCACUGAAGACGCCAACCAACCCAGGCCAGUGUACGACUGGGAGGUUGCUUUCUUCUUCGACGCCCCCGUUGGGACUACCUCGCAGCAAAUCCAGCUCCGGGGGACAGACAAGACUGACGCAGCAAGACGGUGUUUGGAGGUUAAGGACGGUGUGGACGCCAGCGGAAACUGGGUCCAGAUUCGGACUUGCAACAAGAACAACGCCGACCCAAACCAGCAGUGGACUUCGAACACCGACUCCACGCUACGCUGGGGUGUCAAUGCUAACCAGUGCCUCGAUCUGCAUGACGGCAAGAUCGUGAAUGGCGCGCCACUUGUCAUCAGGCCAUGCAACACUCUGGUCGAAGCUAACUCUACGCAAGCAUGGAACACUCGUGCCGUCACCCGCAUAGUCGAGGAUGCCCGCCUGAUCAUCGGUAACCGCCCGCUCAACGAGGCCAACUGCAUGACUGCGUCUUCCAAUAGCGUCAACGCGCGUAUCGGCCUGGGUGUCUCAUAUUCCAAAAUGUCUACCCACAAGGCAGCAACGUCUGGCGUCUCCCCUCCGUCGGCUUCACUGGUGUCAUUUCUGUAUUUGCUGACAAAUGCAUCACGGUUCCUCGCGGCGAACGGGCACGUGGUGUCCAGCUUGCACUCGAGCCGUGCCUCGCCAUCCCGGCCAACCAGCGCUUCAGCGCGCUCCUCACCGGGCAGCUCCAGCUGGAGGGCACCGGCUUCUGCAUAG